This is a messenger RNA of Cinara cedri, 6597 nucleotides long. The record is from the annotation of a GenBank genome assembly. Lineage: Eukaryota; Metazoa; Arthropoda; Insecta; Hemiptera; Aphididae.
UUUAUAGUUUCCAACGAGUCGUAGACAUUCGAAGUGUACAUACUCAGUAUGCAUAGAAAAAGGUACCUACACGCAUGCGGUGGCACGACCGGGAGGCGGUGUUUCGGGUGUCUGGACACCCCUUUAUACGUAUCCGUGGCUUUUUUGGUAACAAACAAAACGUUUAUUUAUUUUUUUUUUCUUCCAUAGAUGCUUGUAAACAAUUUUUAAUUUCACCGAUAAUGAACAUUUACGCGAGUAAAAAAAAAAAAAAAAAACAAACCCAGUAUAGAUAUUCACAACUAAUUUUCCAAUUAAAUAUACAUACGGGCUGUCCCACGAAGAUAUACCCCUUGAAUAUCCCCGGAGAUAAUAAAAAUAAUCAAAUUAUGUUUUCUUUAUAUUACCCACAGGAAUGAGGAGUACACAUAUUUACCCAUGAAUUCAUUUUUUUUUUCUAAUUAUUUUUGGAAAAUUUUUUAUAUAUCACACAUUUAUAUCCGACGAACAGUUUCUAAGGAACAGCCGUUUUAAAUUCUAUAAACCCGUGUGAAAACCGAUGUUAUCGCGCAACGCGGUUAGGUUAUUCCAAAGGUAAUCUAGGGAUAUUAAAAUUUUCCGAAAACAAUAAAAUAAAGUCCAUUUUUUUUACGAAAAAUGAAAAAAAAAAUGAAUUCAAAUAUACAUAUUUGUAGUCAUCGUCCCUGUUAGUAAUGUAAAAAAAAAAAAAAAAAAAAACAUAAUUUGAUUUUCUUUAUGAUUUCCGGAAAUAUUCAAGGAGUAUAUCUUCGAGGGACAGCCUGCAUAUAUAGGUAUGUACGCUCCGAAUCUAAAAUAUAAGAAAUACGCAUAAAAUCGCAAAACAAACAUAGGUAUAUAGUAACCACGAAUUAAUCCGCGGUAAUUGUUAGUAACCAAUUAUCCGCUAUAAUUGUGUAUACAACAUAAUUAUUAUUAAUCAUUAAAAAUUUACACAAUUGAUCAAAAUAGAAAUACUCUAUGUAAUAUGAAACCCAUGGAGUAUUGAAAUAAACUUGAAAAAUAAAAACGUCGAUCAAAUAUUCAAAACAUUUUGAUCAGUUCGUUACCGUGUUAUUGCGGAAGCGUAGUAGUGCCAACUAAGGAAGUAAAAUUGUAAUUUCGACUUUUGUUUUCGAAAUCUCUGUAAGCAGAUUUAUUUGGUCGUGGCUCUUGAGCAUAUUUUGUCGGUCAGCCGCGCACUCAUUCUUCACAUUUUUGAAGUCUUCUUCUAAUUCUACUAUUCUCUGAUCAGCGACCCGUGUAAUCUGUAACAGCCAACAGGCAAAUGGCAAUAGCAGAAUGUACUCAAAUAAUUUGAUAGAAAAUUAUUUUCACGUAGGUUUUAGUUACAAUGAAAUAACACAUCUGUCAAGCAAUGGGACAGAUAUAAGUCUUCGAACACUUAAGUGAAAAUUGAAACAACUUGGUCUGUACAAACGCAUCAAUUAUACGCUUAUUAAUAUAGUAAAAUCGUAUUCAGGAAUCUAAAUUUUGGACCGACGUAUUUUGUCAAUUAAAAGACUAUUUAGUUUUACAAUAAUGAUUUUUUUUUUUUAUUGUUUACGGUCUGUGGACAUUUUUUCUUCUAGUAAACUUACUCAAGAGUAUGGGCUAUGGUAUCUUUUCCGAAAGCUCUCGUUUUCCAGUUGGUACUUGCGGAGAUAAUUUUUUUGAUUUUUGAAACCGUAUUCAGAAUAUAAGCCAUUAACCCGGAGAAAAAUCAAAAUACCGAAAUUACAAUAAUUUCGAAAACAAAAUUCAAAAUUACGAUAAAUUUCGACAGCGAAAGCCGUGAUGCGGAAAAAUAGUAGUCGAAAUUUCGAAAUUAGAAUUUGUUUUUGCUCAGUUGGCAUUACUACGCUUCCGUACGUUAUCGCGAUGGUAGAUAAAAUAUGUUAUUGUCUGUUAGCAGCGUACAUUGAGUCCUUAUACAUUCUUGUAUUAUCCGUGGCAACGUGCUACACUAAUUGAUCGGAGAGCACGACGAUAAAACCGCAGAUGACCGUGUGAAACAAAAAAACACAAUAAUCAAUUUUUUAAAUUUAUCUUAAAAAUAAUUUUUUUUUUAUCUAAGGUUUGCGUAAUUAUCAUUUAAUAAGUGACACGGAAUAAACAACGACUAGAAAUUGUUAUUUCGUACUGCAAAAAUUAAUAAUUUUUCCUGUAUAUUCCCACUGCACACUAAAAAGAACCAUGCGUCUACACAAGUAACUUGUUCGUUUAGACCACUCGUCACGGAUAUUUUGAAAUUGAACAUAUUUUACGGGCUACUUAGUGAUGUUGAAAACCGUUCCGUUUCGUUUUAUCAUAAUUCACCGGUUAAGUUUUCAAACGUUACCUAAUUAUACCUGUGCUCGUUUUUGUAAUGUCGCCUGACGUUGUAUUCUUUCAUUACAAUUUAAACAUAAUAACUUUCCGCUGCGUUCGAUCAAAACGAAACGUUCGGUCCAAUUCUCUUUGAAAGUACGACGCGCAUCGUUAAUUUUUAGUUUUGGCGCCAUAGCACUAAUAACUAUAAAACGGAUAAAAAUAUCACACAGAGAACUGAGACGAUUUGGCACACCUCACUAUAAAAUCGAUUCUGCAAAGCUAAAUCAUAUUUCGUUUUGUACAGUUAUUAUUAUAAUUGCCGUUAAUCGAAACGUAGAUAACGCGUACGGUAUCUAUUUUAUACACAAUAUCUAUUUUUAUUCAAUAAUAAUUGUUAUUGUAAUAUAAUUCAAUGAGAAAUGUGUUUUUUUUUUUCAACAAAGAAAACGCGUGACAUGCGCGCUCGCUGGAAAUUUAUUAAGGAGGGGCAGUGUCUUAGCAAAGUUUCGAAUGACUUUUUUUAUUAUUAUUAUUAUUUUGCAUAUAAUCCCAGAUAAAAUGGCCCUUUGAUGCUCAUUGUUCUCAUUAUUAAAUUGAUUUCUAUUUAAUUUAAUACAUUUCAGUUUCGAAACUCGACGCGCCCUCUGUUAACGACGGUGGUGAACUAACGUUUUUUUUUUUUUUUUUAAUCUAGGAAAAUGGUUUUUGGACAUUGUACUGUUAUCAAUGUUAUCUAUUUCUAACCACGUGCACAAUCUUAGAAGAUAUCCGCUGAGUAGAAGUGUAGUUACUAGUUUCUAUCUUCAAACUUCAAAAUCGAAUUAGAUUGGUGACAGGUGACAAUCCACCAAUCUGAUAUUAAACUUUAUUUAGGUGCUUCGUGAAUUCGAGAUCUUGAUUCGACACUAGUCACUAGAUACCUAAUUGUUAAAAGGUAUUCGUUACAAAUGACGAGAUUCGCAAGAGGUCACGGUUCUAAAUCGUCCAACCAAAAACUACCGGAAGAGGCGACACCAUGGUCUCGAAUGAAAGAGAAACCGGAGCAAACAAAAACAGAAGAUGAACCGGCGGAUGAAGAAGCUUCCAAAUCAGAGAGUCAAAUUAAACGUGACUCGUAUUCAAACGUAGACAAAUUUGAUGGCUACAGCGUACUUAGAGAAGAUGCAGCUCUAUUGCGAACUGAAAAAUUCAAAUUAAUAAAACAAGGUGUACCCAGACACCAGUUGAAGGCACAACUAAUGCCCAUGCGUCGACGUGCCGAGAAAAAACUUUCCAGAUUGAGACAAAAAUCUUGUUUCCAUUGCCGACAACCUGGUCAUAUGCUUAACCAAUGUCCAAAGUUAGGAACUGAUACUGCACUAGGAGUAUGUUUUAAGUAAGUUGUCUGCAAAUAUUAGAAAAUAAUAGAUUUAGGUAUAUAGGUAGAAUAGAUUUGAAAUUUUGAUUCAAAUACAAAAUAGGAAUAUACAACAAUAUUAAGGAUUACACCACUUCUAUGUUAUAUCAACUGCCACCAUAUAAUAUUACUUUGAUAUUUCACUAUUCCCAAUUUUAACGAUUGUCAACUACAACAAUACUACUAUGAACUACAAGUCCAUAAUGCUGUUUACUUUCAUUCUAUCCGUGUAAGAGUACUACAACAUACUAUAUUGAUAACCUACUUCUUCUUCUCCUUCAUCUCAACUAUAUUUUGGGCAGAUUACUUACUUGUAAAAUAUAUUCUAUUAUUGUAAUAUACCUGUUUUUAACACGUUUUUAAAAUCUUAAGUGUUGAACUUGUAUUAGCAUAGCCAUUAAAAAUUAUACAUUUAAAUAUAAUUGACAUUCUGUUGAGUACCUAGUGGAGUUAAGGAGAGAAGGAAAAUAUACAUUGUAUAUUAUAGGUUUUAAGACCAAUUGUUUUAAAAAACAGUUUGGUUUCUCAGAUUGUUUUUUUAAUAUUUAUUCUUAUGUUUUUUACAUAUUUUUUUAAUGAUCCAUAUCUGAAUGUCAAAUCAAUCUUAUCUUGCUACAUUAUACUUAAAGUGUAUAAUUUCGGUGUUGUGAAUAUCGUAAUAGUUGUUAACAAGUAUUAUUCAUUUUAAAUUAAGUACGUAGUAAUAGAACAUCAGAGGAGUUGUAUUUGUAAUAUUUUAAAUUUGAAAUAAUAUAUUGAGACUUUGAGUGUAUUACUUAUUUGAAGUAGUGAAUUAUUGUAGUUGUUAUAGCAACCUCAACAAUUUGAUCAUUACAUUUGAUAUAAUGUGGUUGAAACAUUGAGUAAUAUUACUCUAUGGGUUGAAAUAGGUAACUAAGUGGUUAAUAUAACCAUGGUUUGGAACUUAUCCCUAGCACUUAAAAUUAACAAAAAAUGCUAUUAAAAAACAUAAAUUCUGAAAUUUACUACUUAAAAAAAAUCCAUGGAAAUAAUAAAAAUAGCUCUUUCAAGUUUCAUAUUUGAAUUGUUGAAUUUUUGUAAACUACAUUUAUGGACUAGUAUUGCUUUAUACCCAGCAAUAACUGAUGUGACACAUAAAUAAAAUAACAAAACUAAACAAAUUAGUAGAACAGAAUUCAAAUAGGCAUAACUAUUUAAAAUGUAUGGGAGGUGAAAAUCUGGGUUUUUGUCAGUGGAUUAUAUAAUUACUAGGUGAGUAAAAAUUAAUAACAGUAUAUUCAAAUAAUCAAAAAAGCAUCUUUUUUUUUAAAAAAAAAUUAGCAAAAAAAUAAUUUUUAAAUUUCAUAUUUUGAACUCGUAAAUAGAUUGUAUUUAAUGAUAAUCCAAAACAAUUAAGCAAAAGUCUCUAACCCUGUAUAGCAUAAUAUUAUUUUAAUUUUGCUAUUUAUUUUCAUUACAUAUUUAGUUAUGUAUUAUUCGUAUUAAUGAUAAAAUUAAUAAAUUUAAUUAAAACAAAAUGCUAUUACCAAUUCAAUUAUUUCACAGCAUAAUAUUGUUUAAAUACCUAUAGUUACACUACUUAAUUACUCUUUUUUAUACAAUUUCAGAUGUGGUUCAACUGAACACAAAUUACAGCAAUGUCGUAAUGCUGGUAAUAAUAGUCAACUUGAAUUUGCUAAAUGUUUUAUAUGUAAUGAAGAAGGUCAUCUUUCGCGCCAGUGUCCAGAUAAUCCAAUGGGCCUCUAUCCAAAUGGAGGCGCUUGCCGGUAAUUUAUUUUAUUUUGUAACCAUACUAACAAAAAAAAAAUGUUAAAUAAAUAUAUAUUUAUCAUUGCAUUCAUUUUUUUUUGGCACUAAAUUUAAUGAACAUCUUUUUUUCUUGAGAAAGAUUAAGAUUUCUUGGUGUUUCGAUUUAUGAACUAUUAAAAAGUUAGUUAUUUAACCCUUUAUAGGGCAUAAAGAGGUUUUGUAAAAGUUUUGUAAACAAAUUGUUUUGUAUCUUUUAUAUAGAGCUGUAUAUUUUGAAUAAUACAAAAACUCUUUAAUAUUCCCUCCAAAAUAUUGUUCUAUAUAAAUUUCAUAAUAUACACUUAUACUCUAAAAUCAAUUUUUACUAGUUUUACUUAUUCUGCGUAAGCAUUGUUUUUGCAUGUUACCCGAUAAUUGAACUGAGACAGUAUAACAUCUUCUUAAUAAACAAUAAAUAUUUCCUCUAAGGUUAUUACUGUUUGAAUGUUUAAAAACAUAAUGUUCAAAAUGAAACAUUUUUCUACUACUUUGCCUUCAUCCCAACUAUUUGGGAUCGGCAACUCUUGUCCUAAACUUCCAUUUGACCUGAUUUCCCACCUCUCAUACACUGGCCAGCCUCAUAUCAUUCUCUAUAAUAUUCAUUCACCUCCUUUUGAUGUUUAGUGGGAGAGAGUCCUUCUUUCUUUUUGUAUUUAUUUUCGUUACAUUUCUUACUGCUUCAAAUUUCUCUCUCCUCAUGACAUGCCCAAACUACUUCAGUCUAUUUUUCUAAUUUUGUCUAUUAUUGAAUCUAUGACUUGUCUAAUCUAUCAAUGUUCAAAAUGUAUUCAUUUUUUUCAAAAUCAAUUAAAAUAUUAAUACAUUUGUGUGAACUUAUAGAUUGUGUGGUGAUGUUACACAUUUUGCCAAAGAUUGUCCAGAAAAACAAAAACGUAAAAGAGAAGAAGAUUUACCGACGGUUGGAAUAAUGAAUAAUCGAGCAGUUGAAGAUUUAGAUGAUGAAAAAACUAAUCACAAACAAAAUAAUACCAUACACAGACAAAUAUUUAAGAAAAAAAAAUUAAUUGUUAUGAAAUAAUAAUAUGUAAUGCUGAAUGUAUUUCAAACCAAUUUUUACAAAAUGUUGAUCGGGAAAGUUAAUAAAAAUUGAAUUAUUGGUU